Rattus norvegicus (Norway rat) is the source of this 231-nucleotide messenger RNA. RefSeq names its product small integral membrane protein 47 (gene Smim47). Lineage: Eukaryota; Metazoa; Chordata; Mammalia; Rodentia; Muridae. The transcript is spliced from 3 exons. The record is from RefSeq and is marked validated. The coding region runs from base 53 to 139 and encodes 28 amino acids.
UCAGAGGUCUGAGGGAGGCAGGUCAAGUGCUGUGUGGCUAGGACCCAUGGCUAUGAACUUGCAGGAAAAUGUGACCUUGGCCAUGGCCGUGUUAACCAUCCUAGCCUCCAUCUACUUCUUCAACAAGGCUCAGCAGUAAGAAGGCAUGGCUCCCCAGUCCACCAGCUUGGCCCCCGCCUGCUCUGCCAUUGCUCUGGCCUCUAAGAUCCAAUAAAUGUUAACAGCACCAGA